AUGGCAGCAGCACUGAUAUCGUUAUUGAAUGAAGCAGCGGGUGAAUACGUUGAGUGCCUAGACAGGAGUCAGCUUGACUUCUCUGGUGCUUUAAGGGGGAAGUUGUUGCUGCGGCAUUUGCAGUUAAAAGAAAAGAUAUUUGCUUCUUUAGGGCUUCCUAUUGUACUUGAGUUUAAUUAUAUAGGGUUUGUAGAAGCAAAUAUCUCUGUCUAUGCAUUGGGUAGCUCUCCUAUACUUGCAGAGGUCAGGGAUGUAUUGCUGCUGCUGUCUAUACAGCCGAGCGAGCAGUGGAGUGCUGACUCAUUUCUUCAGGGUUAUCCGCAGCAAAAAGCAGCAGCAUUAGCAGCAGGAGAGUAUAAAGCUUUGUUUUCAUCCUUUGAGGGGGGUUUGCUGUGGCAGUUGCUGCUGCGGCUGCUCUCAAGCUUCACUGCACGUGUACGUAAUGUACACCUCAGAAUCGAAGACAGAUGCAGCAUCAGCAGCAAGCCAUUCGCUAUAGGUAUUUGUUUAAAAGAUGCUGUUCUGCAUGCAGCCCCAAGAGGAGGGGACUUCGCAGAACAAGGUGUAUGCCGAUCUAAUGGGGGGCUAGCUGAUGAUACUUUCUGCAAAUUUAUUUCUAUUGAUGGACUUGGUAUAUACAUUGAUUCAUUAGCUGUCCCUCCAUCAGUCUCUUCCCUGUCUCCUGAAGGUGUCUCCUCGCGGCACAGGCAAAGGAGACAGUCAAGGGCAACAAGAAGAAGCAGCAGCGGCAGCACCAGCAGCAGAUUUAGGGCCCAUUCAGCAGCAGACACACGCAGCUAUAACGAACGCUGCAGAGAGGCUUAUGAGGCUAUUACCGCUCAAGUGCUGCAGGAGGAGACAAACGGAGACAGCAGAGGAGACAAUGGGUUGCUGCUGCAUGCACAAGAAGGAAAGGGAGACCCCCUCGCUCUCCACCUUCUUGCACAGAAGGCCCCUUGGAGUAGGGCGCAGGGGAGACAGCAAAAGGAGACAGUUCGCUGCUCGCCGCUGUCUCCUUUCUGCUGCAACGCAGCUUCCUCUCAGUCUCAUUCGUGGGAGGAAGACCAACUGUCUCCUUCUACUUCCUGCAUAGAGUGGCGGCGCCCCUCUGUUUCUGAGCUUCACCUCAGCAGAGACAGCAGCAGAUGCAGCAGCAGCAGCAACAGCAGCAACAACGAAGACAGCAGCGAUCGCAGCAGAAGCAGCAGCAGCAGCAGCAACGAGGAGACUACAGAAGGUGUCUCCUCCCCCUCGCGGAGACGGGUGACCCGCAUCCCUGGACAGACAGACAGUUGGGUUCCUAUACUGCGUCGCUACUGCUGCAAGCGCACCCCCACAGUCAACCCUGCUGCUGCUGCUGCUGCUGAUGGUGCUCCUUCUGCUGCUGCAGCUGCAGACGGCUCCCCUGUCCGCAGCAGCAGCAGCCAGCAGCAACGUGGAGACACCCGCAGGCUCCGUUCCCAUGGGUUUAAUUCAUUAAAGAGUUUUUCUUCUCUUCAGGUGUCUCCUAAAGAGGGUCUCCAGAGGGGAGGGGGCCCGGGGCCCCCCUCUAGCUUUGUUAGGAGACCCUCCUUCUUACCUCCUGUCUCCUCCGCGAGGAAUGGGGGACCCAGGGAGGAGCUGCAGCAGCAGCAGUCAGAAGCAGCAACAGCAGCAGCAGCAGCUGGAGAAGCAGGCGAUGCUGCUGAGUUCAGGGAGGCCCUAGAGCAACUCCCCAGCGAGCAGCAUGAGGGCCUCCGCAAUAUCUACAGCAGCAGGAACAGCAACAGAGCAGCAGCAGACCAGACAGCAACAGCAGAAGACGGCUUCUAUGACGCAGAGGAAGCCCCUCUUCCUGAAGGAGCAGCAACAGCAGCAGCAGCAGCAAAGCAACCCUUGGAAGCCUCGUCUGAGCCGACGCCCCUUCCACACCAACAACAGGAGCAACAGCAGCAGCAGCAACAGCAGCAGCAGCAGCAGCAGCAGGAAGCUGAGCAUAUGCAGCCGCUAGACAAGGAGAGGCUGGAGGAGUUUAGGAGUUUUCUGUCUUUGUUGUGGGACAUACGCCAUGAAUAUGUUUUGUGUCCUGACACCUUUAGGGGCCAAGCGAAGUUAUUCUUAACGCUGGUGCCGACACUGCCUCCCGAUGGGCCCUUAGAGCGUUGCUGGAGCCCUUGGGGACAGCAGCGAGAAGCAGAGCGUCUUGAGAAAGAAAAAGAAGACAAGAAGCCUCCCUCUUCACUUCCUUCUUGCACUCUUUUCGUUACUUUACCCGCACUUAAACUCACACUCGAAGCUACACAGGCACUUCAACUCUGGAAAUGGCUUGAAUUCUGCUUCAUACUACACGGGGCUUGGCAGGCAGGUCUGUUGGGGACUUUAGAGAAGGCCCGUGCGUCUCCAGGAGACACUCAAAGGUAUCUCCUUUGCUGGCCUGUGAAGCUGCUGCGGUGUCCCCAACCUGUUGCUGUGCUGCGCGAUGCUGAGCGUCUCCUUGUCUCUCAAGAUGAUGAAGAGCUAGCAUCAAAGAACGAGACAGGUGUGCUUUUGCAUCAACCCAAACACCAGCAGGGGCAGCAGCAGCAGCAGGGGCAGCAGCUGCUGUGCGAAGAUGAACAGCAGCAGCACGGAGAAGAAGAUGUGCUGGAGGGACUCGAUACACUUGAAGCUGUUGAUGCCUUCUGCAACUCUUUCGAAGAGAGACACUCUCUACAAGUCAUCUGCGUGCUACGAGCAAAGGCCCUAAGGAG
Molecule: messenger RNA, 2729 nt
Organism: Eimeria acervulina
Lineage: Eukaryota; Apicomplexa; Conoidasida; Eucoccidiorida; Eimeriidae
Exons: 4
Biological process (GO): regulation of transcription by RNA polymerase II
Source: RefSeq, a predicted model, not a curated record